GGGCGCGAACGAAGGCAGAGGAUUACUUCAUCUGUCCGGCUACGCACUGCAUAUUUCGUACAGUAGAGAUCCUGUACAAGUUAAUGCGAGACGGGGUCUCCAUCACGGACCCUGUGGGGAGGGCUAUGGCAGAGAGGCACAUGGACGUCCGCGAGGAGGACUUGGAGAUGGAGGACCUGCGAAGGACCGAUGAGGCGGCUGCCCCCGCUGCAGGCAUGGCAGAUGACCGGGCUGCUGGCCAUGGAGAGGAGUCAGCAGCCCGAGGGGUGGAUCCCACGAUGACGGAUGAGGGACGGCUUCUGCGAGCCCAGUCGGGUCCCCGGAAGCGGUUCGUGGAUGUUUGGGAGGAUAUGGUGGAGGAUCCAUCAGAGCCGCAGGUCGGCGCUGCCUCUGAGGAGGUGUACCGCGACGACAUGACGAUCCCCGAGGAGGUGGAGGCAGAGAUGCGCUGUCGGCGCAAGGAGGGGGGGGAUCGUGCCAGUGCACGACUGUUGCAGGGGCGAGACUACGAGGAUGAGGAUGCCGAGGACGUCAUUUACGAGGUGGAUGACGUCUGGGCAGGGAAGGACAUGAUAGAGGAGAUUGCGGCGGCGGGGAAGGGGAAGGAGGCAGUCCGCGAUGACCCUCUCGUCUCUCGUGUGUGGGACAGGUGGGGUGGCCUCGACAUUGUAGAUGACCUGGAUGGUUACCUGCAUGGUUCAAGACACACCCUUCAUAUGAUGAAGGACAUUCAGGAAUGUCGCAGACCGGACGAGGGGAGUGCAGGGGUUCAGCAGGACCGUCGUGUGGACACGGGCUUUCAGCCAACCACCUUCGAUGGAGUGGAGCGUUGUGAUGCACCUCUCCCGGGGAGUGCAGCACGUAUGCCAUGUCUCGCCAUUGAGGAUCACGGGAGCACUCCUGUUGUCGAGGAGCGGGAGACACAUGCCACUGUUUCUGAGCAGCCGCAUCCCAUUGUCGAGGAUCAAGUGACAGCUCCGGCUGCGGAGGAGUUGGAGGCGACUGUCAUCUUCGAGCAGCAGACUAGUUUGGAGGGCAUGGCUAGGUUCGACGGCACAGGGACGAGGCGCAUCGAGGUUCAGGAGGACGACGAUGAUGAUGAGCAAGGCAACGGUGACGGGUCGGAGAGCGAGUACGAGGCGCCGCCACACCCCUCAGAUGAUGACGACGACGCAGACACCGGAGGGGACGCUGAUGACGACCACUAGGUCGAUGAGGUCACGAUUGU
Chara braunii is the source of this 1228-nucleotide messenger RNA. The record is from the annotation of a GenBank genome assembly. NCBI's taxonomy places the organism in Eukaryota, Viridiplantae, Streptophyta, Charophyceae, Charales, Characeae.